This is a messenger RNA of Besnoitia besnoiti, 4272 nucleotides long. RefSeq lists its product as uncharacterized. The coding region runs from base 1 to 4272 and encodes 1423 amino acids. NCBI's taxonomy places the organism in Eukaryota, Apicomplexa, Conoidasida, Eucoccidiorida, Sarcocystidae. The transcript has 2 exons. The record is from RefSeq and is a predicted model, not a curated record.
AUGCUGGCGCAGCCGUGUCUCCCAACUCUCCUCUCGCAUGGUGCGACCCAGCAGUGCCAGAAGGACUUUAGCGCCGAGAAUGGCUGUCUCCCCGUCGAGGGGAGUCGUUGCCGACGGGGGGGCUCUGCGUGUGUCGCGGCCUCGCAGCCCCGCCAGCAGGUAUCCUCCUCGGGCUUCUGCAUCCCUCCCCCCGUUGCCGCGGACCGCCGUCUCUUCUCCUCCCUUGCCUCUGCUCUGGCCGCCUCCCCCCGUCGUCGGCAAGCCAACGCGCCUUGCCUCUCUCCGCGCGAGUUCCGCCGUCAGUCGCGGAGCCUUCAGCGUCGCGGCCAGCUCUUGUCGCGCUUCGCCGACCUGCCGUAUGUCUCGUGGCGCUCUGUGUUGCAUGUGCUCCACCUCCUGUCCACGAAGCCUCUGCUGCUUCGCGGCGAGGACCUCCUGAGUCUGCCGCUGGUCUGCAAGCGCGUCGGCAUCACUGACUUCCGAAUCGUCGACCGGCUGCUCGCCGCUGCAGUCGUCCGGCCCUCCACGAAAUUCGCGGCUCCGUGGGGCGUCCGCGCACCGGGCGGCGUCGCCCCGAGGGCGAGCCGUCCAGCGGAACCGGCGAGUGGAGGCGCGUCAGGCCUCUCAGACGAGCCACAGCAGCAGGCGGCGCCGCAGAAAGACGGCGCUCGGAGGGGGGACCGACCGUCGUUUGCACGCUUCGUCGCCUCCUUGGACGACUGGCGAGUGGGGAAGCACCCGCACCACCUGCAUGCGCUCCAGAGACUCCUCGCCGCGGUCUCCGCGAACGUGCACAAUUACUCAACCGAAGACCUUCUUCUCCUUCUAGAUGGCUUCACCGUGCGCAGCGCAGGAGCGCAGACGGGCGCGGAGUCCGCGGAACUCGACGUCCGGGGGCGGAAUCAAGCGCGCGGCCAAGUGCCUGUCGAGGCCCUCGAGGAGUUUGAGGCGACAGUGGGAAUUUUGGUGCUGCAGCUCCGAGCAAAGUUUGUGCAGCUCCAGGGCGAGGCUGCGAGGGCAGGCAGCGAAGCAGUCGAGAAGGAGCGCGAGCGUCUCGCGAGUCUGCCAGGUACGGUUGAGAUCUACGAAAUCAUCAGCCGCGCGGCCGUGGCUCUGCCUGCGUGCUGGGAGUCUCCGCGCUCCUUCCUGCGGCCUGCAUCCCCGGCAGCAGUCGUAGGGGCAGGUGCGAUGCAUGCGCGCACAUGCGGAGAGCGGAUGGAGGGACAGCUCGCUGCUCAGCGCAGGGCUUUUGAGAGAAUCACCGGCAGGACUCCGGGCCUGGGCGCAGCCGACGAAGGGCUUCAGGAGGGGAUGGAUGCGGCGACCUUCUCCCCGAGAUCCGCCACUGAGGAAAUGCUCGCCCUGCUCGGAUCGAAGAUCCUAUCCACGGGCUCUGCCUCAGAAGCGCUCAGCGAGCGCACAGCUGGUGAAGGGAUGCCCGCCGCCGUAGAUCUUGCCUCCCUCCUGCAAGCUUCUUCACGCGUGGCAGGGUUGGGCGCCCCAGCCGACCGGCUCGCAGACGCCGCGGCGAAGGAGAUCGUGGGGCCUGAGACCCCCGCGGGUCGGCCGUCUGGGGCAGCUCCGCGCGACUCUAGGCCCGCAGCGAUCGCGCAGGAGAUCCUGAAGCGUCUCGCAAACAACACCCGCCCGACUGAAAGGCGCGGACGAAUCGAGUGGGUCGAGGCCCCAGAGUUCGCGCUUUCGCGCAGCCUGCCGGCGGAACGUCAGCAGGCGCUGCUCGCGGCAUGCAGCUUGGCGCCUCCCGCGGUGGUGCCGGCGCUGGCGGCGGCCGUGUGGCGAGACUUCCGAGGUUGCGCAGGUGGCGUUGGGGCGGCUGCGGCGGCGGAGAGGGCAGCUGGCACCUCUUCGGGCCGCGCCGCUCCCCUGGCGCUUCCGUCCAGCGGCGCCCUCGCCGACGUCCCGCUGCCCGCGCUCGUGACGGCGCUGCCUUUGCUCGCCCGAUGCGCCGUGCAGACAGUGACGGCUGCCGAUCAUUGCGCUGGAGGCCGGAGGACGGGAAAGACAGCUGCGUCACGCGCUGGCACUCCCGCAGACACGACGCAGACGCGCGGGAGGCGGCGCGCGGCUUCGGCGCCCUCGCGCGGCGAGCCGUCGUCUCGCUCAUCGCCGUCGAGACCGCUUGCCGACGCCUCUGCGGGGGACAGCUUGGUGUGGCUGCGGCGCCUCUUAUGCGUUCUCGGGUCGGCGCUCCAUCAACAGGGGAGGCAUCACCUGCACAGAAAAGGCGCUGCCCUCGCUGCCGAGGAGUCUGCUUCAGAGACGGAAGGUUCCGCCUCCCUUUUUGCGUCGCGCUCUGGAGGCGAACAAGGCUCGAUUUCUGCGGUCGAUCGUGCCGUGGAGCUUUUCUGCGUCGCCGGUUUGGGUGCUCGCCUCUCGGCGAUGCUCCUGGAGAGCAAGCUGCUGUCAGCCGAGCGCAGGCCCUUCAGCCAAGCUGUGCGGGUGCGCGGCGCCGGGAGAGCGACGCCGCAAAUGCCGUCGAUGCCCCGCUGCGCAAGUGGCUGCCGGAGCCCGUGUGACUCUUCGCCUCGCCUCGACGGAUGGAACGGGCGGAUUCGCUGCAGCGUCGUCGCCUCGCUGCACCGCCGGUACCGGCUCGCGCAGCGUCUCGCCGAGAUGCAGCUGCGGCAAGCUGUGCUCGAGGCAGGGCCGCUGCUGCCUCCUUCAGCCCUCAGGCGCGUGGUUGUGCACUCGACCUCCAGCGUUUCAGCGGGCGGGGGCGGCAGCAGCGGCGCGGGCGGGGGCCGUCUGCAGGGGGCCAACUCGCUCUCUUCGCCGCAGCAGGGUCCGGAUGGGAAGGGGGUAUUCCCUGCCAGCGGCGCUGCUGAGUCCAUUCACAGCUGGUUGGUUCCUCACGUGCUCCACGUGUGCCCCCUGCACAUGUCCGCCCUCUAUUUCCAGCUGCUAUCCGCCGCAGCCAUGCAUUCCUGGCUGAAGACGACGCCUGCGGCCCUGCGACGCCGUGAGAGGCAGACUUGCCCUUCUGCGGGGGACUCGAAUCUCGGAGCGGGGGAGGCGACCGAUGGCGGAGGCGCAAGCGGAGUGCGUGCGCCCAUGUUGAGCGCCAGCGCCUCAUCCGGAGACCAGCUGGCGCUGCACGCCCUGCGUUUGGCGCGGCACAUCCAGCAACGGCUCAACGGUGCCCGGCGGCAACUUGAGAGGCAGUGCCGCCUCUCCCAAGCGCAGCAAGAGCGGAUCCUCAUCUCGCUGCCCCAGUUUCAGCAGCACCAUGAGGAGCUCGUUCUUCGCGAUAGAGACUUGGACUUCACGCCUUUUGGCAAGCUUUUCAAUGUAAGGGAGCCUCUGCGAGGGCCCACGAGCAGUCGCGACGUCCUCGCUUUGAUCAAGCAAACUUCUCAACCUGUCAGCCGCUCCGCAGCUUCGGUCCGGAGUCUGCUGUCCUCUCUUAGGCCUCUGCUGUCUCCCGCGGAAGACGGUGUGAGCUCGGAGCGUGUCUCGGGCAACGGGGGGCGAAGGAGAGCAUGUGCGUGGUUACAGAGUGAAUCCUCGCUUCGCGAAGGCAUUCUCGGGAAAUGCAACGAGUUGCAGAUGCUCACCGAUGCUGUCGCGCGCAGCGCACGUCGAUGUCUGUAUACAGCAAUCAUGCAAAUGCCGGUGCGACAGAAAGCGUGGCUGGGGCCCUGCCAAGGUGAAGUGGAAUGGGCUACCGAACAGGCCAUUGCGAUGCUGAAGGCAGAUCAGGAAAGCUGUGAGCAGUCCGCCGCAGAGCUGUUUGACUUGUCGGUUUCUGCCUCCAAACGUGGACACGCGUCGUCCGCUGGGGGGGGAGAACUCCGCACCGACAGUGCGCACACGACAGGUGGAGGCGACGACGAUCAAGCGAAAGGCGUCGAGGCCUCAGGAGGAGGGGCCGCGCUCACGCGAGGCGCGGAGUUGGAUGCGAUCCUUCAGGGUCUGCAGCCAGAAACAGGCGUCGCAACGUGGGAUCUCCGCAGCCCGCCUCGCGCUGUGAGAGCCAGAGGACGACGCGGAGCCGCUGCGCAUUGGCGUAUUCGGGAAUUACGUAGCGCAGACGACGAGGGUCAGGCCCCAGGGGCAGGCGUGUCUGUGGAUGGCAGAAUCCCAGGCGUUUUUGCACGCCUGCGAGGACUGGGGACUUCUCAGGGGCGGAAUUCCUUUGGCAACCAAAAUCAUCCUCACGGGGAAACCAGUACGAGAGAAGACACCGAGCCCGCCAGCGCCGCGGCGGAAGGACAACGCGAUCGUUUUAUGGUGCUGGCAGGCUCCAGCUAG